Cryptomeria japonica (Japanese cedar) is the source of this 1803-nucleotide messenger RNA. RefSeq names its product hydroxymethylglutaryl-CoA synthase. Gene Ontology annotation, molecular function: hydroxymethylglutaryl-CoA synthase activity. The transcript is spliced from 12 exons. The record is from RefSeq and is a predicted model, not a curated record. Gene Ontology annotation, biological process: acetyl-CoA metabolic process. Lineage: Eukaryota; Viridiplantae; Streptophyta; Pinopsida; Cupressales; Cupressaceae. The coding region runs from base 194 to 1618 and encodes 474 amino acids.
AAGGAAACAUAUUCAAAUGAGCUUAAGCAACUAAUAAGGGUAAUGAAAUCUGAAAACCUCCGACAAGUUCGGAGCGCCCGUAUAUAAAGCAGUCAGUGGGCAUUGUGUUUGUCAGUGUUUCCGGCAGCCUCACUAUUUGGAAAAAUCUGCAGUAGUGAGACGUGGGUACCGUUGAUCUUCUUGCUUCAACGAAAUGGCGUCUCUUCAACAUAAUGUUGGGAUUCUGGCAAUGGAGGUCUACUUUCCCACUACAUGUGUUCAGCAGGAUGCCCUGGAAACAUUUGAUGGAGUAAGCAAAGGAAAAUAUACGAUUGGCCUUGGCCAGGACUGCAUGACUUUCUGCACAGAUUUGGAAGACGUAAUUUCUAUGAGCUUGACAGUUGUAACAUCCCUUCUGGAAAAAUAUGCAAUCGAUCCAAAACAAAUUGGUCGCCUGGAAGUUGGCAGUGAAACUGUUAUUGACAAAAGCAAAUCAAUAAAAACUUGGUUGAUGUGCAUUUUUGAGAAAUUUGGAAAUACCGAAAUUGAAGGUGUGGACUCAACAAAUGCAUGCUAUGGUGGAACUGCGGCUUUAUUUAACUGUAUUAACUGGGUUGAAAGCAAUUCGUGGGAUGGACGCUAUGGUCUUGUUGUAGCUACAGACAGUGCAGUUUAUGCUGAAGGGCCAGCACGGCCUACAGGGGGAGCAGCUGCCAUUGCUAUGUUGAUAGGGCCCAACGCUCCAUUAGCAAUUGAGAAAAAUUACAGGGGAACACACAUGGCUCAUGCUUAUGACUUUUAUAAGCCCAAUCUUGCUAGCGAGUAUCCGGUUGUAGAUGGAAAACUUUCACAAAAUUGCUAUCUAAUGGCAUUGGAUUCUUGCUACAAACGGUUUUGUAACAGGUUUGAAAAGGGAGAAGGAAAGGAGUUUUCUCUUCUAGAUGCAGAUUAUGUAGCAUUUCACUCUCCAUACAAUAAGCUUGUGCAGAAGAGCUUCGCUCGACUAUUAUUCAAUGAUUUUUCAAGACAUGCAAGUUCUGUUGAAAAGGAUGCACAAAAGAAGCUAGAACCCUAUGCCGGCCUGUCUGAAGAAGAGAGCUAUAACAGCCGUGACCUAGAAAAGGUUUCUCAACAGGUUGCUAAGCCAUUGUAUGAUACAAAAGUUCAGACAUCAACUUUAUUGCCAAAGCAAGUAGGCAACAUGUAUACAGCAUCUCUUUAUGCAGCAUUGGCUUCUAUUGUACACAACAAGCAUAGCACACUGGAAGGCCAAAGGGUGCUCAUGUUCUCUUAUGGCAGUGGACUUGCUUCUACAAUUUUUUCUCUUAAAAUACGGGAAGGUCAACAUCCUUUUACCAUAUCAAACAUUGCUGAAGUUAUGGAUCUUCAAAGCAAGCUUGAAUCUCGAAAUGAGUUUUCUCCUGAAGAUUUUGUUAGCAACUUGAAGCUGAUGGAGACUCUAUAUGGAGCAAAGGGCUUUGUUUCUUCUGCUAAACAUAGUUUGCUAAGGCCAGGAACUUUUUACUUGACUGAAGUAGAUGAAAAGUACCGGCGUUUUUAUUCUCAGAAGUUGGUCAGCACUGAUGGUAACUGUGGGAAUACAGAGUUAGCAAAUGGUACUAACCAUAGUGAGUUGUAAUACAUUUGAAAGAGGUUGAAUGCUGAUCAUACAAAUGUAAAUUAGUACUCUUGAGCCUUCCUUUCGUUAUUAGCCCCUUCUGUGGCAGGAACUACAACAAUCGAUAAACGAUCCCAUUAUCAAUAAGGUUGGAAAAGAUUGCAAUGGCAUUCUGGAAAAAUGAAAAGAUCGUUUUGGUCGAUGCA